AGCUAGCCGGCCAUGCCGGUGUGUGAACGGACGUUUGAGUGAACGGCGUGAGCGAAUUCUUUAUUUGUGACUCCCGGGUUGCGCCAGCUGCCAUAGAAAUGGCCACCACAGUGUCCAGCACGGGGCCGUUCGUAAACAUGAGCUCUUCUUCACUGUGGACGCCAUACAAAGACCUCCAGCAGGCUGUAGAAGCGGUGCUUGUACACAGGGAUGUUGAGGCCGUGGCGGACUUCGUCGCUGCGCUUCGGCGCCAUCGGCGGGAUUUCGCAGCCUUGCUGGUAAACCCGGCGCGAUGCACUCAGCAUCGCGAUGCCGUGUCGCGAGCACCGCAGGACGGAAUCGCGGUAUCCGGCAAGUCGACGCCGCAGCUGCUACCGCAGGACGUGGUGGGUGAGGCGCUGCUGCUUAGCGAGAUGUUUGAACUCAACGAGAUAGCUUCCUUGGAGUUGGUGCUAGCGGCGCAGCAGCAGUUGCCGCUUUUCCCUGAACUCACGCGUGGUUUGGUAGCCGUCCUGCUAUAUUACGACGGCCGGCGUGCGUUGGUCAAUGCACUGCGCACGCUUGUUCAGGUCACCGAGGGCCGCACCUGGACGGUCGGCCUCAACGCCGACGUGCUGGCCACUGUCACCAAGUACACCAAUGGUCUGCGCGACGAGGACGGUGUGCUGGCUCGCGCACUUCAGCUGCUCGAUCGCUUCGACUAUGCGCGCGAACUCGACAUGCUGCAAAGAAACCGCGCCCUUGGGCCACCGCGCUACCGUCGUCAGGUGCUGGACAUGAUCCAGGAGACGCAGCAAUCUCUAGCCGAGGUGGUCUUCUGUUGGGCCUGCCAGACACCGCUUUCCAAGAGCGACACCCUGGCGAUUGUGCGUUUUCUGUCGCAGCGGGCUCGGACUGCAGGUGAUGGCGCUCUCGACAGCGUAUCGCUCACGCUGCUCAUGGCGUUUCUCUAUGCACUAGACACGACACCGCUGUUUCGAGACGCCGAUUUGGCCCUGGCUUUGCAUCGCGAGUUCACGGCUUCUCAGCAGACGUGGAAGCAAGAGGCCCUGUUGCGCAUCGCACAGUUCGCUUGGGCACUCAGUCUGCGCGCCUCGUCGCAGUUGCCGGCUGCGGCUGGCCUGGAGUCAGAGCUGACCGUCUGCCUAGAAGAAGACGAGCGUCUCGUGGAUAUCGCCAUCGAGGCCCAGGUGUUUUCUGCGCUGCGGCAGCUGGUGGUGCUUUCGCCGUUGCUGCACCGCGAGGAGUUCUUCCUUAAGAAGAUGCACACGCUGCUUGCUGACUUCGUAGCCCUCAUGCCACUCAAGCUGAAAGAACUGCGCAACCAGGGUGAUGAGGCAGCGCGUAUUAUAAGCACCUAUGCUCAAAACGGCCAACCGCCGCCUGUGCAACUACCACGUCACUUCGAGCAGUUGCUGGAACUGGUUGCUGAGCUGUAUUCACAGGAUCCACUCGAACUCAGACUGGCAGAGGACUUCUGGGUUGAAGCCCCCGAGGGUGGCCACAGGCGCCAGCUGGCCAAAUUUGUGCGUCUGGCGGGUGACCUACUUCAAGCGCCACUUUUUGUGCCAUAUGUGUCGGCACUGAGCAGCCUGGCACGGUCUCGCACUAGUGCUCAGCACUGCUUUCAACUUCUCAAGAGCAAUGGCCACCUGGCAGGUUCACAAUGGAGCCCUGUUUCAUGGGACCAUUUUCUGGGAUCAAUGCACAAGUACUUCAACUGCUUGCACCCUGAAGGCCCACCUGAGCAAUACCGGGCUGCUCAGCCUGUUACAGCGCUUGAACUCCGUGCACUGGUUGCCAUGCUCAAGCUUAUGGAGACGGUGGUGCAGUAUGAUGAGCUCGCUCGACUGACUCUUGCCGAUCACCCACAUCACAGCACACUGGCGCUUCUGGCUGGCUUGAUAAGCUGUGGUGUGCCACCAGAGCUGAAAGCGGCUCUACUGCGUGCUUUAGCCGCCUUUGCCACAGCCCCCGAGUUGACGCCACGCAUCUGGCAGCUGCUAGUGCCCUGCCUGCAAGGUCUCCGUGCUGAGCUAGACGAGAUUGAAAGCCGCAAUGAAGAAUUUCCCAUCACGGCAGCGUUGCUGGUUCUGCUAGCUGCCCUGCUUGAUCAUCCUCCGGGGCCUGGCACCACACUCUUCCUGGAGCAUGUGCGUGAGGCUGUGUUUCUACGCCUUAAUGUUCGUGCGUAUCGACAUGCGACUGAGAAGUGGCAGCUGGCAGCUGCAUGUUUGAAAGUGCUGGGCAAACCUUGUGUGGAAGUACUGUUGCUUGAGUAUCUUGAAGAAGGGGGUGCACUGUCGCUGCUGCUGCACCUUCUGGAUGAAGCUGCUGGCGAGCUGGGAGACCCUGCAGAGGCCAGCCUGUGUGCCCUACAGCUUAUAGAACAAGCCCUGCAAUUACCAUUUCGUGAUCGCCCAGGGUGUUCAUUGCACCGUCUGCUGUUGACCAGCACUAACCCGCGUACACAACACCCCGACUGCGCCCGUGUGCUGGCCACCUAUGUUACCCACGGGGCUCUGCAACCACGUCAUGCCUUGUCGGCAGCACGCAUCCUGCUGCAGCUGUGCAUGCAACCGUCCUUGAUUAGCCAGGUGGAAACUGCCUUCCGGGCCGACAGGGUCCAGGUCCUCAUGCAUGGCUUUGCUGAGGCUAUUGAGGUUCCCAGCUUAGAGCUACCCGUUGGCCACGAGGACACUUGGUCCCCUGACGAGGUGCGAGCGGCCACAGCAGGGAUGCUGCUACAGCUCCUGCUAGUGUGUCUACAGCAGCAGCCUCCCGAGCAGCCGGGCUCUGGCCUAGCACAGCUCCUGCUGCUGGGGGGUGCCGAGCACACUGCCUCGCUGCAGGAGCCUGGAGUAGGAGGCCAGGCACGCACCUGCCUGCACGCCUUGCUGGCACUGCUAGAACGGCCGCCGCCACACCGUGGCAGCAGCAGAAGCAAUGGGAGUGGUGCACUGCUCGCACUCGGCUACCAGCUGCUCUGGGCACUGUGCAUCCGGCCAGCGUGUGGCGGGGACACGGCAAUGCGCUUCUUGCGCUCAUCGCGGGACUUCUUUACUCGGCACUUGGAGCUGUUGCCAUCAUGGCCGCCGCCGUUGGCCCAAGCCUGGUUUGUGCGGCUGCUGGCACUUGAGUUGCGCCUGGCAGCCAAGCAUGGGCCUCGCUCGCAUGGACAGCGCUUGGUGCGGUUACUGUUGCUGGACCGGCUGCUGCUGCGCAUGCUGGAUGGCACCAAGCCGCCGCCUUCUGCCUCUGCUGCCAAGAGAAGCGGCACAUCUUGGGAUCUGCUGGAAACAUCGCAGGUUGAGUCUCUUCUGUCAUCAUUAGAGCAGCGUGACCCAUUGGGCGGUCCCCGCAAGGUUGAUGUGGCGGCACUUCACCAGCGACUGCUUGAGGACAGCCAUGCACUGUUGGCCGUCAACAGCAAGGAAAGGGUCCAGCAGGAGGUGAAGGCGGUGCUGCAAGCUGCGCUGGAGCGAAACGCGGAGCAUGAGCGUGCCUACGUUUCACGCCAAGCAUUUAAUGCCUGGCAGCAGCUCUCCUCAGUGCUGGUGGUGUGCUGGGCAUCCCAGCUGGAUGCCCAGCUGUUGCUAGAGCUUGCACAUGAGCUCCUGGUGCCGUCGCGAACAUUAAAUGAGCAAGGACCUGCAGCUGAGCUGCUACUACUCAUUGUGGCUGCUCUUCGUCAGGGAAGCCUCACGGCCACCGAUCAGGUGUCACCCACAUCUAUAUUGGCGCUGACCCGGUCAUUGCUCCAAAGCAUGGUGGUGUCCGGCAGUGGGCAGCAGCGAUUGCGCGCCCACCUGUAUGCAGCACUGCAGCACCUCCUGCUGGGCUGGCGAGGUGGCAGCGGCGAGAGGGUUGCAUUGGCUCAGUUGGUGCAGUUGUGUGGACAGCCCCUGCGGCAGCUACUCUGCCGCGAUGCCACUGCCUCCCAUGAGGUGACACAGAUGCUCGCACUAUGCGUGCUGGAUGCCAUGGUGUCACUGGAUGCCAGGUUCUGGCUGGAACAUCUGGCACGAGACGGAUACCUGCCACAGCUGGUAGUGGCUAGUCCUGCUGCGCGGCCACACCUCCGCGAGGCGCGACUGGCACUGCUCAUGCGCAUCGCAGCUUCAGGUGGUGCACGCACACUCCUCGAGGCUGGCCUGGACUCACAGCUCUCAGCUUCCGAGUUCCUCAGGAGCGACAUGCUAUCCGUGACAGAAAGCAGUAGCAAGUCGGCACUUCGGCUGCUGCUGGCCCUGUCGGCCACACUGGGUCCCCGCUGGGGCGCAUCAUUGCUGGUCACGCACCGUGAGGUGUUGGCCGACCUGUUGGUGCAGAGGGACCCACUGGCCGCGCAACUGGUGGCACGUUUGGGGCAGCCGCCACCCCUCCCACUGCGGCAGCAGGCUUUAACACUUCUGGCCACGGCAACCGACGAACCUUCGCUGGCUGUGCCACUACUGGUGCUGGCCUGUGCAGGUAGCGAAAAUGAACCUCAACCGGACGAGGCCCUGCUGGCACGCCUGCUACGGCGAUGGGCUGGCAGUGGCGAACAGGCUCACACAGAGUUGCUUGAGCGCACGGUCUACCUGCUGUGGCGCGGACACCGCAAGAGCCCUCUAGGACCGGAUGCACAUGCCGCCUUGACUGACUAUGCCGAGCCAUUGAAUGCACAGUCUAAGUUCUGCCAGGCCUUGGUACGCCGUUUGCAAAGAAUGGCACUGAGUGUGCCAGCAACUUGAGGCUCCAGUUAGGAGGUGUCCUGCUGUCUGUGUCGUCACAUGUGUUGUUAUUUAGGCCUGUUGCUGUGUGCCUGUGUUCAGAGUUAUUGUGCAAGUGCCUAUUCUUAUAUAUAUAGGGAGAUAAGGGGAGAGAGUAUGGCUUUUCACUGAAUAAAACGAACUUGUUCGGUUAUAGUAUAAUACAAAAA
Molecule: messenger RNA, 4924 nt
Organism: Dermacentor andersoni
Lineage: Eukaryota; Metazoa; Arthropoda; Arachnida; Ixodida; Ixodidae
Gene: Nup205
Product: nuclear pore complex protein Nup205
Biological process (GO): nuclear pore organization
Cellular component (GO): nuclear pore; nuclear pore inner ring
Molecular function (GO): structural constituent of nuclear pore
Source: RefSeq, a predicted model, not a curated record